AUGGCCGCCUGGCGCUGCUCUGGCCGCAGCAAUGCAGAGCUCGUCCAAAAUCUCUUUAAAGGCCAACUGAUCACAUCUACCCGAGUUAGGGAUUCGAUGGCCUCUGUUGACCGAGCUCACUAUGCUCCUCAUUCUGCCUACGAAGAUUCUCCACAAGGUAUCGGCUUUGGAGCCACCAUCUCUGCUCCACACAUGCACGCAUCCGCUGCAGAGUCACUGCUACCGCAUAUGCCAGAGAACAGGGGUGCCAGAGUGCUCGAUGUAGGAUGCGGGUCUGGUUACUUGACGCACGUACUUGCGAAUAUCGUCUGUGGAGGCGAUGGAUCAGGUGAUGGUAAGGUCAUUGGAAUUGACCACAUUCAGGGUCUGGUUGAUAUGUCGGAGAAGAACAUGCGUAAAUCUGCAGAGGGCAGACGUCUGCUCGAGACAGGAAAAGUCGAGUUCGUCAAGGGAGAUGGUCGUAAAGGGUAUGCAGCGGCUGGGCCAUAUGAUGCCAUACACGUGGGCGCGGCCGCUGUUGAGCUACACCAGGAGCUGAUCGAUCAGCUAAAGAGUCCUGGCAGGCUGUUCAUUCCGGUUGAGGAUCGAGGCGGAUGGGGCAGUCAGUAUAUCUGGGUCAUCGACAAAGAUGAAAAUUCAAAGGUCACGAAGCAGAAGACGAUCGGGGUUCGAUACGUGCCCCUGACAGACGCGCCGAAGCGUUGA
This is a messenger RNA of Cyphellophora attinorum, 705 nucleotides long. Its product is annotated as Protein-L-isoaspartate(D-aspartate) O-methyltransferase. The transcript has a single exon. Lineage: Eukaryota; Fungi; Ascomycota; Eurotiomycetes; Chaetothyriales; Cyphellophoraceae. Gene Ontology annotation, biological process: protein modification process. Gene Ontology annotation, molecular function: protein-L-isoaspartate (D-aspartate) O-methyltransferase activity. The coding region runs from base 1 to 705 and encodes 234 amino acids. The record is from RefSeq and is a predicted model, not a curated record. Gene Ontology annotation, cellular component: cytoplasm.